This is a messenger RNA of Aspergillus tanneri, 489 nucleotides long. RefSeq lists its product as uncharacterized. The transcript is spliced from 3 exons. Lineage: Eukaryota; Fungi; Ascomycota; Eurotiomycetes; Eurotiales; Aspergillaceae. The record is from RefSeq and is a predicted model, not a curated record. The coding region runs from base 1 to 489 and encodes 162 amino acids.
AUGGACAAAGGUCCUCUCAAUAUCGGCCAGUCCUUCCAGCUUAUGCUGGAGUGUUUGGUUGAUAUCAUGGGAGUCUCGGAGCUUAGUGCCCGGAUCCGUGAUGAUAUCGACCUCGACGUACAGUUGCUGUCCGGCAUGAUAUGCUCAGCACUAAGAGAACAAGAUCCGGAGGCCAAUGCAGCAUGCUCCGACCGGAUCCAGAUACCAGACGAAAUUGUCCCCUACAAUCGACAUAAUCAGACUGAAGAUGUUCACCGCCAGAUCAUUCCGGUGGUCGACGAAGAACACUUGCGCCGCUGGGCCAGCGGCACCGUAGCAAGGAUACCUGACUCGGACUUCCGCGAUGCCAGCGACUUGGCCGACUCGAUGAUGAGCUCAACCGCUACGGUGGUCAUCAGGGCACAGAACAUGAUGAUUGCCAUCGUCUCGAUACGUCACGUCCCGGAGGAUACUGGGAUGGCUUCGGAUGCGACGGCAUUCGAGGCGUGA